Hyaloscypha bicolor E is the source of this 909-nucleotide messenger RNA. RefSeq lists its product as uncharacterized. Bases 1 to 909 code for a protein of 302 amino acids. The record is from RefSeq and is a predicted model, not a curated record. The transcript has 2 exons. Lineage: Eukaryota; Fungi; Ascomycota; Leotiomycetes; Helotiales; Hyaloscyphaceae.
AUGGCUACAUUGGCUGAUGUUGGGCCUGAGGAGUUGAUGAGCAUCUUGACAUCAGAGACGCUCACUCUCAUGCCAAGUGACUCUGAUACGCCUUUGCAAAUUCAUGAGCGUCUGCUCGCCUCCGUGUCGCCGGUUCUUCGUACCGUGCAGCAGGGAAGAUGGGAGGAAUCUGCCUCUAGAGUCUACAAAUUCCUCAAAGGCGACGAUGGAUUUUACGAAGACGUUACCAGAGAGAUGUUAACGUGUUUCAUUAGAUGGGCUUAUCUUGGGGACUACUCGACUGAGAUUGUGGGGAUCUCGUCGUACGUGGAGGAACACUUUGUGGAGCCAACACCCGACGUGUGGGAAAGCUCUUGGGCUCAUACAAAAGGCAAAAAAGGCAAAAAAGGCAGGUGGUGGGACGAGGAUAUGACAGAUCCUACACCGCGGCCUGAGCCAGAGCCGCUGUCUGGUACAAAGGGAGGCCCAUCUGAAGAGUCGAUUCAGGAUGCCGACAAAGUCAACGAAAUCCAAGCUAGCGGAUCUCGUAUCGAGACGACCACACGUAUUCAUCCGCUUUUCCUUCAUAUCCAACUCUACGUCUUUGCCAAUGUAUACCUGAUGAGCUCCCUAAAAGAAAUUUCUAAGCACAAGAUUAUUGCCUACCUCAAGAAGGUGGAGAAUUCCUAUUCAAUGGGUCCCUAUACGAACGCGAUCUUCGAACUUCUCGAUUGUGCGUCCUCGUACCUCCCCGACUCGGAUCCUCUACUUGAUUGGCUUGCGAGAUAUGCUAGCUGGAAAUUGGCACUCCUUAGGCAGGAAUCCGAGAGACUAGAGAAUUUGGUAAGGAAGGCAGACGGAAAGUUUGCUGGGCUACUAGUUCGGCACGUUGUUCCUAGUCAAAAAAGUCCAUUCGUAUCGCCCUCUUAG